Messenger RNA from Ambispora gerdemannii, 192 nucleotides. The record is from the annotation of a GenBank genome assembly. Lineage: Eukaryota; Fungi; Glomeromycota; Glomeromycetes; Archaeosporales; Ambisporaceae.
AUGUAUAAAUCCAAUACACCAGACUCUGUUAUCGAUAAGCACGUAACAGACUUUGAGGCUCAAGCGACCAAGAAUAAACUGUACAAGGGUAUCAUGGUAACCGUGCCAGAGAAUACUUUCAAUACAUUCUCUACUCAGAAUGAUGAGCACAUUGACACUGUAGAGGUUGAUGGAGUGGUUAAGACACAAUAA